GCCUCGGACAGCUGUUUGGCUCUCUUCUCUGAUUGGUCACCUGUCCCAUUCCGUUCAUAUGACAAGCAAAAUAGUGCUCGGUUGACUUUGCCCCGUUAAGAGAGAAAAGCCCCCUGAAUUACCUUCGCCUGCACAACGCAAACAUGUCCGAGGAGCGAUCUGAAAGAUCCGAUGGCAGGAUCGUGAAGAUGGAGAUCGACUACAGUUCGACUGUAGACCAGCGUCUCCCGGAGUGCGAGAAAAUGGCUAAAGAGGGCAAGCUGCAGGAGGCCAUUGAGAGUUUGUUGUCCUUGGAGAAGCAAACUAGAACAGCAUCAGACAUGGUGUCCACCUCCAGAAUACUCGUGGCUGUGGUUCAGAUGUGUUAUGAAGCCAAGGACUGGGAUGCCCUGAAUGAAAACAUCAUGUUGCUCACCAAAAGGAGGAGUCAGCUCAAACAGGCUGUUGCCAAAAUGGUACAAGAAUGUUACAAGUAUGUGGACGCUAUGACUGAUCUGACCAUCAAGCUGAGACUCAUCGACACACUUCGCACUGUGACUGCUGGCAAGAUCUAUGUAGAGAUUGAGCGUGCCAGGCUGACAAAGACUUUGGCCAGUAUCAAGGAGCAGAGCGGAGAGGUCAAAGAGGCUGCCUCCAUUCUCCAGGAACUGCAGGUAGAGACAUAUGGCUCCAUGGAGAAAAAGGAGAAGGUGGAGUUUAUCUUGGAACAGAUGAGGCUUUGCAUUGCUGUCAAGGAUUACAUUCGUACCCAGAUCAUCAGCAAGAAGAUAAACACCAAAUUCUUCCAGGAAGAGGGCACUGAGGAGUUGAAGCUGAAGUACUACAACCUGAUGAUUCAGGUGGACCUGCAUGAGGGCUCCUACCUGUCUAUCUGCAAACAUUACCGGGCCAUUUAUGACACCCCCUGCAUCUUGGAGGAAAGCAGCAAGUGGCAACAGGCCCUGAAGAGUGUGGUUCUGUACGUGAUUCUAUCUCCAUACGAUAAUGAGCAGUCAGACCUCGUGCACAGAAUUAGUGCAGACAAGAAACUGGAAGAAAUCCCCAAAUACAAAGACCUCCUGAAGCAGUUUACCACUAUGGAGCUGAUGCGCUGGGCCUCCCUAGUGGAUGAUUAUGGGAAGGAGUUGAGAGAGGGCUCACCCGACAGCCCUGCCACAGACGUCUUCUCUUAUUCAGAGGAGGGGGAGAAAAGGUGGAAGGACCUGAAGAACAGAGUGGUGGAGCAUAACAUCAGAAUUAUGGCAAAAUAUUACACCAGAAUUACAAUGAAGAGAAUGGCUGGACUCCUCGACCUCUCCAUUGAUGAAUCCGAGGAGUUCCUCUCCAGCCUAGUUGUAAACAAGACCAUCUAUGCCAAGGUCGAUCGGCUGGCUGGCAUCAUCAACUUUCAGAGGCCCAAAGACCCCAAUGACCUGCUCAACGACUGGUCGCACAAACUCAACUCUCUCAUGUCUCUGGUCAACAAGACCACACAUCUCAUUGCCAAGGAGGAGAUGAUCCACAACCUGCAGUGAAACAGGAAUAGAGUGUGGGAUUUUUUUUUUUUUUCUGGUCCAUAUUUGUUGUUUUUUAGUUCCGUCUGUGGGAAUGUUUUUGAAUAUACAAUAUAUUGGCGGACUGUGAAUGCAGCAUUAUUCCAAUGUCACAUAAUUGGAGAAAAAUCUGCAGCACAUACACAACACCCCAACUUUGUUCACUUUUUUUACUGUCCAGUAAACCAUUGACAAUAAACACAUGAGCACCUCCCUUCUUUGCAUCCUUCUGUCAGCGUUGGCAAAGACUUGAUAUAUAUAGCAUUAAGCAUUAGCAUUUACUGCCGUAUGAAAAUUUGGCUGAAAUCUCGCGUAAGUGUGUACUUAACAAUGUAAACAAUAAACUCCUCACAUUUGGUUAA
This is a messenger RNA of Xiphias gladius (swordfish), 1894 nucleotides long. RefSeq names its product proteasome 26S subunit, non-ATPase 12 (gene psmd12). Bases 144 to 1514 code for a protein of 456 amino acids. The record is from RefSeq and is a predicted model, not a curated record. Lineage: Eukaryota; Metazoa; Chordata; Actinopteri; Istiophoriformes; Xiphiidae. The transcript is spliced from 11 exons. Gene Ontology annotation, cellular component: nuclear proteasome complex; proteasome regulatory particle, lid subcomplex; cytoplasm.